AUUAUACAUUGAUAAUAAAUUGUGUGUCAUAUCUUAGUGAUGACAAACCCAUUAUCUUCUAUCUAUGACAUCAUUAUUGAGGCCAUAGGUCGAGACAUAGGCAGCGAUGAUGAGUUGUCUUUCGUAAAGCAACGGUUUGAGAGGAUAUUAGCAUAUAAUGUACCUAAAGGUAAGGGCAAUCGGGCAUUGUUUGUGAACAAGUCGUUCAAAUUGAUGGCACAGUAUAUGAACCGUACGGUUACCGACAAAGAGAUAGAGUUGUCAAUGAUUAUGGGGGCCGUACUUGAAAUAUUGCAUACAUCUGCGCUUAUGUAUGAUGACUAUAUGGACAAAUCAAUAACUAGAAGAGGGAAUCUAUGUUGGUAUAGACAGGAUUCUACCGGAGCUCAAGUGUUGAAUGACACCAAAAUAUUGAUGAAUGGGUGUAUGUAUAUAAUCAAGUUAUAUUUUGGCACUAAAUCAUAUUAUACGCAGAUUAUAGACUUAUUUCAUGAGAUAAUGAGACAAUCGACUUAUGGUCAGUGUAUGGAUAUGUUAUCCAAACCGCCAAAUAUGUUAAGACCACAGUUUCAUUUGUUCACAAAAUCACGUUAUGAAACAAUUGUCAAAUUUAAGACAUCCUAUUAUACAUUUGUUUUGCCGGUUAGAUUAGGGAUGUAUAUGAUGGACAUGACUGAUCAAACAGUUCAUCAACAAACUGAACAAUUGUUGCUUAAGAUUGGAUAUUUGUUUCAAAUACAGGACGACUUUAUAGACUGUUUUGGCGAUCCUGUAGUCACCGGCAAAAUAGGCACUGAUAUAGCCGAUGGCAAAUGCUGUUGGCUUAUAGUGACAGCACUGGAAUUAUGUAAUAAACAACAAUUGGAUCAAUUGAUGGCCAAUUAUGCUUUUCAUUAUAUGUAA
Oppia nitens is the source of this 903-nucleotide messenger RNA. Its product is annotated as farnesyl pyrophosphate synthase-like. Gene Ontology annotation, cellular component: cytoplasm. The transcript is spliced from 5 exons. Gene Ontology annotation, molecular function: (2E,6E)-farnesyl diphosphate synthase activity; dimethylallyltranstransferase activity. The record is from RefSeq and is a predicted model, not a curated record. Lineage: Eukaryota; Metazoa; Arthropoda; Arachnida; Sarcoptiformes; Oppiidae. Gene Ontology annotation, biological process: trans, trans-farnesyl diphosphate biosynthetic process. The coding region runs from base 40 to 903 and encodes 287 amino acids.